Molecule: messenger RNA, 2933 nt
Organism: Camellia sinensis
Lineage: Eukaryota; Viridiplantae; Streptophyta; Magnoliopsida; Ericales; Theaceae
Biological process (GO): 7-methylguanosine cap hypermethylation
Cellular component (GO): nucleus
Molecular function (GO): protein binding; RNA cap trimethylguanosine synthase activity
Source: RefSeq, a predicted model, not a curated record
GAGUGAGUGAGACGGUGGCGACCGUGCUCUGACCUAGCCCCUCCCGCUUCCGUUGUAUAUAUAUAAGGCCGUAUCUCUCUCUAUUUACCACUUCGAGAUUUUGGUAUGGAAGCUCUGCUACUUGGAAGCGAAUCACCUGCUGUCAAAGCUCUCGGCUCCCUCUUCAAGCUCACCCAAGUCUUCCUAUGGGAUGAUUCUUCAAUGGAGACCCUAGAAGGGCUGUCUUGUCGUGAACUUACAGAUUCUCUUCGUGAUGACGAUCAGACCAGCUCAGACACCAUUCUUGCAACGAAAGAUUGUUGCCCUUUAUCAGAUGACAUGGAACUCACCAGGCAGAUGAGUGCAUUAGGGCUUCCUAUUUCCUUCCAAACAAACAAGGAAGCAGCUCUCAGAUGUAAUGAAGAAAUUAUGAGUUCUAUUGCUAAGGAUUUCUUCAAAGGGUUACCAGAAUCAAUGCAUAGUUCAAUGGUUGCACAGAAUGUUCCCAUCUCUAAAAAAAAGAGGAGCCAUGGCAAGAUCAAAGGGAAAAGAAAGGAUAUGAACAAGCAGCAUCUACAUGGUCAUGAAAGAAGUGAUGAUAGUGUACUAGAUUUAAUCAAAGUGAGUGAAGGGGAUAUUGCAUCUCCCACUGUUUUUCAUGGUAAAACCAAUGAUUCUUUAUGUUCCAUGUCAAUGCUGGACCAAAGUGAAUCAUCUUACUGUGGUAUUGCAGUGGACUUCAAUAAAACUCAAUGCCUUUGUGGUGAGGAAGAAGAUUUGGCAGAUUUGACUGCCAGGACUACUUGUGCUGCUGUUGAGGAACAGGCAUGUGAUGGAGUAUCCAGCAUUAUAACAAAUUAUAGCCUGGAUUGUGGCUCCAUGCACAGCAAUGUUUUUUCAAAGGACAACAUGAAAACUGCAGCGGUGUCAAACAAUUCAGAUGCUGGAACUUCCCCAGGAAGCAUUACCAUAGAUGAUGAUAUUGAGCAUCACAAGAACGAACAGGAUAGAGGAUUAAUGGAACUUUCAUGUAUGGAAGGUUUCUUGGUGGUUGAUGGUGAUUCAGAAGGUGAGAAAUUCUACAGUGAUAUUUGUAUUGAGCAGCCGCAGGGCCGUGAUGUAGGUGCAUGCUCACAGUCUUCAGAAAUGCUUGACCACGAUGAAACUGACAGUAAAGACAAUGGUGAUUUCGAAGACUGGACCUCAUACUGGGACUCUUUCUACAAGAGAAACUAUUUUUAUAACACCAAAACACAUGAGUCUACAUGGGACCCUCCUCCAGGCAUGGAACACCUAGUAUUUGGUGAAGGCAUUGAAAAAUCAGAAGAAAUGAUUGUUGAGAUGGCUGAAAAGAAUUUUAAUUCUGCAGUUUCUUCCCAUCAUAGUAAAUCGCUAGAUCUAAAUUCUUAUGAUUUGCGGUGUGAGUCUGAUUCAUUUGGGGAAUCCAAGAAAGACGAUAAAUCACUGGACCAGCCACCUACUGAGCCCUUCGGGGAGUUUGAGCUUGCUGGUGACAACUUUUGUGACUUGAUGACUACGCCUACUGUAGACUGUGGUUUUGAACAGUUGAAUGAAACCGAGGUGAUCAAUAAAAAUUGUUGUGACGAAAAUUUAUUACAUUUGUUAUCAGAGCACACAUGCAGUUGGGGAAAUGAAAUCAGGCAAAUAGAUUGUGGUGAGGUUUGCAGUACAAAUUUGCAGAUAACAGAUGCUUAUAGAACUGAAGAACUGGAUUGCUCUGGACAAAUAGGUAACUCUGAGGAGAUUAUCUUUUGUGAGGGAAUCCAAUCAAACUGUGAUUGUGAUGAUGCCAUCCAACCAUCAGAUGCUUGCAGCUUCGGCACUGCACUUGUUCUAUCGGAGGACAAUUGGAAUGGUAAUGUGCUUCUUGGCCCAAUGGAUCGUGCAACAGACAAGUUGGAAAAUGAGCAAAAUUCUGUCACUAGAAAACUGAACAAGAAAGCAAGGAAGAGAACACGACUGAACAGGAAAUUAUCUAGUGACUCUGAAGAGCUUCAAUUCCAAGGGAUUUUGGAGGAGUUCUCUCCCAGUAUUGGCAAAUAUUGGUGUCAAAGAUAUCUACUCUUCUCCAAAUUUGAUGAUGGAAUAAAAAUGGAUGAAGAAGGUUGGUUUUCUGUCACUCCAGAACCUGUAGCCAGGCAUCAUGCAUUUCGUUGUGGUACUGGUAUCAUAAUUGAUUGUUUUACUGGGGUUGGUGGGAAUGCCAUCCAAUUCGCACAGAGGAGCAAACAUGUUAUUGCAAUCGAUAUUGACCCGAAGAAGAUUGAUUAUGCACAGCAUAAUGCAGCCAUCUAUGGAGUUGAUGACCGUAUAGAGUUCAUAAGAGGUGACUCUUUCCUCUUGGCACCGAGGCUGAAGGCAGACACUGUCUUCUUGUCACCUCCCUGGGGUGGGCCCAAUUAUACUAAAGUAACGACAUAUGAUAUGAAGACAAUGCUCAAGCCACAUGACGGACAUGUCCUGUUUAAUGUUGCAAGGGGAAUUGCUUCCAAAGUUGUCAUGUUCCUUCCAAGAAAUGUUGAUUUCAAUCAACUGGCCGAGUUAUCUCUAUCUGCCAAUCCUCCAUGGUCACUAGAGGUCGAGAAGAACUUCUUAAAUGGCAAGUUGAAGGCAAUAACUGCAUACUUCACUGACACAUCAUCAGUGUAGAAGACACAGAAACCAGCUUCAUAAACGAAAGUUCAAUGUCGAGAUUGAUUGAGAUAUUGACACCAUAUAUUUAGUUAGGUAAACAAGUUACUCUAAUGGCUUGUAUAUCAUGUACAGUUUUGUAUCGCAUAUGUAAUGUUAUAUGUUCAGAAGGUUUUGUAAAUUGUGGGUCGGAGACCCUUAUCGUCACUGUAUUACAAGCAAGGUGCGAUUGUAGCUUUGUUCGAAUUCCCGGCUCAAAUGUGUUUAAUGGUAAAAACUUGUGUGAGAGUUUGAUCUUGCAA